AUGGCGAGCGAUAUAGAGAAGGGUGAUUUCGGUGAUUGUGCGCGACACAAGUCUCGUUAUGACCUAUCAGCGACCAACUCUAACCAUAUCUUUGAUGGAGCCGGCGAAAACAUUCAGUACCACAGUGAUUCGGAGUCGACGGUUUCUAAAAGGAGCCGAACGCGGUACAUUAACCCAGCGAUUUAUAUAGAGACAGUCGAGGCGUCGCAUUCGGUCACCUCGCUACAAACUGACACCUCCUGUCAUGAUGAAGUCACUCCGCACCCCCAUAGCUCGUAUAGAAGCAAUUCCACACCGUUUCUAACUGGACGCCUGUCGAGCGCGUCUUCAGGUAGCGUGAAGAGAAAGUCGUGUCGACUCGCCCAAGAUAUUGAGAAGGACAUAGAAGAAGAAACGCCCAGGUGCGACCACACGUUUCGGGAUGCAGAUGGAGCUGACACGUUUAGGUUAUCUGUUUCGUCUCUUUCUACCACUACGACUGCCAAAGAAGAGCGAGAGAAGAACGAAAUGAAGAGGCGUGAAGCGUUCAAGCAAUGGCUGGAGCGUAAGGAACAAGAGAAACGUGAAAAGUUGCGUCAGGAGAAAUUAAAGAAUCAAUCUACACCAACGACAACGCAAGAGCAGCGUGAAGCAUCGUAUAGGAGGUGGUUGGAGCGAAAACGCGUGCAAGUGGAAAGGCAAAAGGCUGAAGAGAUUAUGCGAAAAUACCGCGAAACCGAACGCCUAGAACAAGAAAGGAAUAGAAGGAAGCAGGACAAGGAGGAGAAACUCGCUGAGUGGAUUAGGAAAAAGGAAGAAGCGAUCAAAAGUAAGCCCGAUGUCACCGAUCUUAACAAAUAA
Leptosia nina is the source of this 840-nucleotide messenger RNA. The record is from the annotation of a GenBank genome assembly. NCBI's taxonomy places the organism in Eukaryota, Metazoa, Arthropoda, Insecta, Lepidoptera, Pieridae.